AUGCCUCCUACCAAGGCGCCUGCGCUGGCAAACAGCGAAUACCAAGUGGGAUGGAUCUGUGCGCUUCCCCUGGAGAUGACCGCAGCAAGAGCCAUGUUGGAUGAGAUACACGACCAACCACAAGAGCAAGAUCCAUCCGACCACAACAAUUACUGUCUCGGUCGCAUACAGAAGCAUAACAUCGUGAUCGCAUGUCUGCCGGACUAUGGAACCACAUCUGCUGCUGUUGUAGCCGAGCAAAUGCUGCACAGUUUCAAGGAGACCCGAUUUGGAUUGAUGGUCGGGAUUGGAGGUGGCGUUCCAAGUGCUAAACGUGACAUUCGACUUGGGGAUAUCGUUGUCAGCAGGCCACAAGGAACACUCAGUGGGGUGGUGCAGUAUGAUCUGGGUAAAGCAAUAACAGAAGGUCGACUCGAGAGGACAGGCUCCCUAGAUCGGCCUCCUCAGAUGGUAUUGACAGCGUUGGGCACAUUGGAGGCAACUCAUGAAAUGGAAGAUAGCAAAAUUCCAUUAUUCAUUAAGCAGAUGUCUACCAAUUACCCUAAGAUGGCAAGAAAAUAUGGCUAUCCCAGCCGCGGCAAAGAUCGAUUGUUCAAUGCGAAUUACAAUCACCCAGAUUCGUUUCCCAAUUGUGAUUCUUGCGACAUCUCUGAGCUGAUUGAUCGACGAGACCGUGAAUCAAAUGAUCCACGCAUUCAUUAUGGUCUCAUCGCUUCGGGGAAUCAGGUCAUCAAGCACGGCUUGACUCGAUCAAAAUAUGGCGAGGAUCUGGGGGUGCUCUGUUUUGAGAUGGAAGCAGCAGGACUCAUGAAUCACUUCAAAUGUCUUGUUAUCAGAGGCAUCUGUGAUUACUCAGAUUCCCACAAAAACAAGGAGUGGCAACCGUAUGCAGCAAUCACGGCCGCGGCUUACGCCAAAGAACUCUUGCUUAUUAUACCGGCUCACAAAGUAAAAUUAGAACAGCGGAUUGUUCAAGUCGCAGACCCUGAAUCACAUCAACUCGCAACGAAGCUACUUGCAACGACGAACGAACAGAACAAGAAGGUUAACGCACGAUAUGAAGAUGAGCGAGAUCGGCAAUGCCACCAAGUCUUCAAAACCUCCGAGUAUGAAAGACAUAAGGACCGUAAUCCAGAUCGUGUUGAAGGCACUUGUCAGUGGGUAUUCAACCACGGUCAGUAUAAAUCAUGGCUGAAAAACACACGUAACGACCUACUGUGGCUUUCAGCCGACCCUGGGUGUGGCAAGAGUGUACUCUCCAAGUCACUGAUUGACAAAGAGUUCAAGGGCCCUGAAUAUUCAACCUGUUACUUUUUCUUCAAGGAUAAUGACGAGCAAAACAGUCUAUCGACUGCUCUUUGCGCGUUGCUACAUCAACUCUUCAGUUACCGGCCUCAGCUGCUGUACUACGCACUUCCACACUGGGACAUAUUAAAAGAGAUGUUGCAAAAAGAGACCAGGGAACUUUGGCGAAUCCUAGUCUCUUCCGCAACCGAUCCUGCUGCUGGCGAUGUUAUCUGUGUAUUGGACGCUCUUGAUGAAUGUGCUGAUGAAGGACGGCAAGAGCUAAUUAAUAUGCUCACUGAUUUCUACAAUGAUUCCGUCAGCAAAGCUCCAAGAAAAUCAAGUCUGAGAUUUCUUGUGACAAGCCGUCCAUAUUAUGACAUCGAGCGUCAAUUUUGUGGAAUCACAAAUGGGUUACCAACAAUCCGACUUGCUGGAGAAGAAGAGAACGAGCAGAUUAGCACUGAGAUCGACCACGUUACAUGUGCCUGGGUCUCCAAGCUUUCAACUGAGUUAGAUCUCCGACAAAACCUUCAAGAAAAGCUACAAGCACGGUUACAGCAAACAAGUAACCGUACAUACCUCUGGCUUUACCUAGUCUUCGAAGAAAUCCGCAAGAGCCUAAAAAGGACUGAGAGAAAGUUCAACAAGAUCGUUGCAGAAAUCCCAAAAUCAGUCGACGAAGCCUAUGAGAACAUUCUGAACAAAAGCACAGAUCAAGAAGAAGCAAAAGUCCUCCUCAGCAUAAUCGUAGGUGCGACAAGGCCCCUUACUCUGAAAGAAAUGGACGUGGCUCUCGCCCUGGCAAGUCAGGAUGAUUGUUCCUGCUUUGAAGACCUAGACCUUGAUAGGGAACACCUUAAAAUAAGGAUUCGAAAUCUCUGUGGUCUGUUCGUAUAUAUUUCAGACUCCAGAAUACAGCUUUUCCACCAAACGGCCAAAGAAUUUCUUUUGAAGACGGAUCUGAAGUCGGGUAAUGGAUCUGGCCUGUGGAAAAAGUCUCUGUCUCAACAGUACUGUGAAUUCAUCAUGGCAAAGACUUGUAUGCGAUAUCUUCUUUUGGACGACUUUGAAGACCCUAGGAAAGACGCAGACACGGGAGCAGUAUCGAAUGUCUGGGAGGCCACCCUAGAUGCUGAGCUCACAGGAAAUGAUGAGGACGAGGAACGUGAUCCCAGCGAACUGUACGAUUUAGCCGAAGAUUCGCCGGAGGACUUGCGAGUAAAGGCUGCGGACAAGAAAGAGAUUGAGUCGGGAGACCACCAAGUGGUCGACAGUAACGAAGAAGCCGACAAAGGAAGCAUUUACCAAAACUCAAUCUACGACUUCAUGGACUACUCGGCGGUGAAUUGGCCAGAGCACCUUCGAAUCGCAGAUGUGGGUCAGGGCAGCGAAGAGUUCAGCUUAUGCUUGACACUUCUUAAUACUACUUCUCCACGUUAUACAAUCUGGUUUCCGAUUUACUGGAACAUUGAAUGCCUGUAUUUGAUUCCCAGAGACUACAACUACAAAAUGCCAGGCUGGACUGGCUUCCACUUCGCUGCAUCUGCCGGCCACAAGAAGCUCGUGGAAGUCUUGUUAGAGUCCGAGAAAACCGACAUCAACUUACAGGAUGAUGAGGGGAACCCCGCAUUGUUAUAUGCUACCAUAAAAAAUCACUAUACAGUGGCACAGCUCCUCCUAGACAAGGGUGCAGACGCAAAUGUGCAAUGUCGUGGUUUCAACAGUGCACUUGAAGCUGCAGUUGACCUGGGACAUGUUGAGAUCGUACAACUUCUUAUUGAGAAGGGUGCAAAUCAGUAUCAUACAGCACUUUAUCAAGCUAUCUCUAAUGGAUAUAUUGAGAUUGUACGACUUCUUAUUGAGAAGUGUGCAAACCACUACAACGAGGCACUCUACAAAGCGACACUCUAUGGACAAAUUAAGAUUGUACGAUUUCUUAUUAAUAAAGGUAUAAAUCAAUAUAAUAAGGCACUUUCUGAAGCAAUCAUCUUCAGAGAGACUGAGGUUGUACGACUUCUUAUUGAGAAGGGUGCAAAUCAGUACAAUGAGGCUCUUCACAAAGCGACACUCCAUGGACAUAUUGAGAUUGUACAACUUCUUAUUAAGAAGGGUGCAAAUCAGUAUAAUAAGGCACUUCACGAAGCAACGCUCUUUGGACAUAUUGAGAUUGUACAACUUCUUAUUAAGAAGGGUGCAAAUCAGUAUAAUAAGGCACUUCAAACAGCGGCACGCUUUGGACGUAUUGAGAUUGUACAACUUCUUAUUAAGAAGGGUGCAGAUGACUACAAUGGUGCACUAAGGGAGGCAGCAGGAAGGGGAUCUCAAGAGAUAAUGGAUUUCCUGAUAGAGAAGGGCGCAGAUGACUUCAGCGGUGCACUUCAGGCAGCUGCAACAGUCUACCAAAUGGCAGUGGAACAGGAUUUGGAAGGGGCAUCGGAAUGGGAAUGGGAAUGGGAAUGGGAAUGGGAAUGGGAAUGGGAAUCGGUAUCGGUAUCGGUAUCUCAAUCGGAAUCGGAAUCGGAACGACGCUAUCAAGACAAUUUGAAAAACGUGAUGAAGUUCCUGGAGGAGAAGAUCGCAGAUCUCAAUCCGGAAGGCGGCAAACGGACACGCAACCCCGAAAGCGAUGCAACUCCAGCCAAAGAUGCCGCACAGCAUCAAUCCGAAGUGACGCAGCAGGAUGGCCUGGACCUUGACCAGGAACCUGUCCAGGCGCAGAAGUGGCGCCGAAUUAAUAGAGAUCACACGCCGCGAGCUGAGCUCAUGCUAUCCCGACUGUUCAUAUACCCAAGACCCACCACCGUUCGUCUACGGUGGUCUGAGUUCACUCGGAUCCAGAGAGCGAGAACCCUCCUCGGCUCGAAGGGAUCAGGCAUUAUAUUCGCAAUCACAACUACCCCUUCUUGA
Messenger RNA from Endocarpon pusillum Z07020, 4194 nucleotides. RefSeq lists its product as uncharacterized. The record is from RefSeq and is a predicted model, not a curated record. Bases 1 to 4194 code for a protein of 1397 amino acids. The transcript is spliced from 2 exons. Gene Ontology annotation, molecular function: protein binding; catalytic activity. Gene Ontology annotation, biological process: nucleoside metabolic process. Lineage: Eukaryota; Fungi; Ascomycota; Eurotiomycetes; Verrucariales; Verrucariaceae.